Molecule: messenger RNA, 2075 nt
Organism: Aspergillus pseudonomiae
Lineage: Eukaryota; Fungi; Ascomycota; Eurotiomycetes; Eurotiales; Aspergillaceae
Product: transmembrane amino acid transporter protein-domain-containing protein
Exons: 5
Coding region: 653-2071 (472 amino acids)
Biological process (GO): amino acid transmembrane transport
Cellular component (GO): vacuolar membrane
Molecular function (GO): amino acid transmembrane transporter activity
Source: RefSeq, a predicted model, not a curated record
UUUUGCUUGUUUGUUCCUUGUUCCUUUGACUUUCUCUGUCGCACUGUCGUCCUCUCCCAUUCUCUUUCCUUUGCACUGGAGUCUGGUCCAAGGCUCUAAUUAGCCCGGCAUGAAGAAGCGGAUCCCAGCGAGGGCACCGGGUCACCUGAUUGGAGGGUUGGAUGAAUCAACACUGGGUCUCAUUAAAAUUGCCGUUUGCAUCUUAGCGGGUCUAGAUAGAGAGGAUCGAAUGAGACUCUGUGACGACUGGGUCCAUGGAUCCAGAUAGGAGGAAGGGCAAAACUUCCCAUAGCCUCAAUUCCCCAAAGAGGCAUGCGAUGCAGCGGUCGACCCCGCACCGCCUGUGGAAAAGCUGCAGUGAGACUCCAUCUUGCGUCGCUUGCCCACCUUGCCACUCCGCACCGGGGGAUUCCCCCCCAAAACGAAAUGGUCCAUUAUGAUGAUGAUGGACCUGGGGAACCAAAAAAAAAAUGGAGUCGGCCGGUUCGGGACGUUUCGUUACUUUGGAGAUUUUCUGGAAAUUCGAUCAUGACGUACUAUUCCCCCAGACGCGUUCCCAACCUUUCCGAAAACGUUGGUAUAUAAAGUCUCCCGGCUGCGAGUUCCCCCUUACCCUAAUAUCACCAACAAUUUCUCUUCUCUCACCGUCACCAUGGAUCCAUCGAUAAUACACACAAAGGGGAAGCUCGAAGACGAGCCGGAUGCCCUUCAUCUCGAGAAAGGCGAACUUGUGGAUGAUGUGACCCACGAUCCCGUCUUUGGGGAAAUCACGGAAGAAGGGCCGAACUAUCGGAAUGUCGGCUUUCUGGGAACCGUCGUGCUCAUGAUGAAGACGCAGAUCGGGCUGGGUGUUCUUUCCAUACCGACAGCCUUCGAUGUCCUCGGCAUGGUUCCCGGCGUGAUCGUUCUAAUCGCGAUUGCCGUGAUCACGACGUGGUCCGACUAUAUGGUCGGUUCCUUCAAGUUGCGUCAUCGCGAAGUUUAUGGUAUUGAUGAUGCUGGGGCGUUGAUGUUUGGUACCCCGGGGCGCGUCGUUCUGGCAGCCGCAUUUUGCCUCUACUGGAUCUUCGUUGCGGGCUCUGGUAUUCUCGGAAUUUCGAUUGGCCUGAAUGCAGUCUCCACCCACGGUGCCUGCACCGCGAUCUUUGUGGCGGUUGCCGCGAUCUUGGGCUUUGCCUGUAGUAGCAUCCGAACCCUUGGGAAGAUCACUUGGCUUGCAUGGAUUGGACUGCCAUGUAUUUUGGUUGCCAUCCUGAUUGUCACUAUCGCCGUUGGCGUCCAAGACCGUCCGCCUACCGCACCACUCACAGAUGAACCGUGGGUCUCAGAUUUCAAAAUCAUCGGCCAUCCGACCUUUGCUCAGGGGAUCACCGCAGUGAGCUCACUCGUCUUCGCCUUCUCGGGUACCCCGGGCUUUUUCUCGAUCGUAUCUGAGAUGCGCGAUCCGCGCAAGUUCACCCCAGCAUUGCUCAUCUGUCAAGCUGUCGUGACUGCGGUCUAUAUCACCAUUGGCUGUGUAGUGUACUACUAUUGUGGGUCCUAUGUCGCCUCGCCAGCCCUCGGCUCUGCUGGCGGUUUGAUCAAGAAGAUCGCCUAUGGAAUUUCCUUGCCAGGCUUGAUCGUUACGACGACGAUUGUUUCUCAUAUCCCAGCGAAAUAUAUAUUCGUCCAUCUGCUCCGCGGCUCCAAACACCUCAUCAGCAAUACCGUCACACACUGGGCUGUUUGGCUCGCCUGCACCCUUAGUAUCACUGUCAUUGCCUAUAUCAUCGCCAGUGCAAUCCCGGUGUUUGACGGUCUUGUGUCUCUCAUCGGCGCCCUACUGGGCACGAUGAUGUGCUUCCAGCCCAUGGGUUGCAUGUGGCUCUAUGAUAACUGGCACAAGCGCAAGGAGGGCCCCGUCUCGAAACAGUGGUGGUUCAUGGUGUGCUUCAGUGUCUUUGUAGUCGUUUCAGGAACCUUCCUGACCGUGGCAGGAACCUACGGUUCCGUGGUUGGGAUCAUGGACUCAUACAAGACCGAAGGCGGCUCUGCAGCUUUCACCUGCGCAGACAAUUCGGGGUCCGUAUGAAAUG